Molecule: messenger RNA, 1341 nt
Organism: Drosophila suzukii
Lineage: Eukaryota; Metazoa; Arthropoda; Insecta; Diptera; Drosophilidae
Source: RefSeq, a predicted model, not a curated record
UCCUGUGUUAUUGAAGUCAAUGUACACUCUUUAUUGGAAACACUUAUUUUCUACAUUCGUAAGGUACAAUCACACUAUAUAAAUAAGGGAAGUAACACAAAAGUAAUAAUACUGAGCAAAGGAAAGAGCGCGGAACACAAUGCAUAGCCAUAGCUAUGGAGUACUCCAAGGGGUCCUCCUAGCGAUAACAUCUAUAAUCAUUUUAUGGGUGCAAGGACUCGUUGGCUUGCCACUGGCUCUACCCGAUCCGGAGUCACUUCUGAUCGCCAUGGCGGAGGAUCUUCCGGCGGAGAGAGCUCCGAGGCAGAUCAAUCAAAAUCAGUCCGAUGUUGAUGUUUUCAAUACCCAAAUGCAGCAUAAAUCCGAUGGCUUUAGAGUUUUCGGAAAGAAACCACAAGACGACUAUCACCGAAGAACUGGCUACGAUGUAACUCAUGCCCCACUGCCCAUUGCUGUGACUAAACGAACCACUAUUGUCCCCAAGAAAUCACCCAAAAGUGGCAUACGACUCUAUGCUGAUCCACAAGAUGAAGAAGCCGGAGGUGAGGAUGGGGAAGGAGUGACUGAGGCAGGGGCGGAAGGGGAAGGUUCAGGAGGAGGAGAAGGAGCUGAAGAAGCCGGUGGUGGAGGAGCAGGAAAUGAAACAGGCAAGGAGCUGACUGUCAGCAUUCAAAAGUUCUAUACCAAUCAAUAUGGGGAAAAGGUAUACAAUCCUUGGGGAAUCACCUUUGGACAUCAAUUCUUGGACACCCGCUUCGGUCCGGGAAGUGGUCAGAGGGCACGUAUGUCGGUUAAUCCGAAUCCGAUUCAGAACUACUAUCCCAGUGUUGAGAACCUGACCACCGUCUGCUUGAACAGAUCGACCAUCUACAACGAUAUUAAGAUCGAGAAAUGGCUGAUGCGCUAUGUCUACAGCAGGAAGAAGAAAGUCCGCCCAUUCUUUUUCGCUCUGCGUCAGCAGCUAUACGAAAGGGGCGAUUCGGAGCAGUGUCACAAGACGUCUUUUAGUGACUGGUUGCAGUACCAGGAGUGCGCUAUACGGCGAAACCAGCGCAUGGAGUACUUCAUCCCCAAGUAUCCACGACACCAACUUGCAACAAACUAAUCUCCCAAUACUGUACCUCUUGGACGCAACAAUUCUGUUCAAAUUUCAGUUAGACAUUGAUCAUGAUAUAUCCUUCAUGUGAAAUCCAGGAAAUUAUUGGGACAACACAAGGAAUGAUUAUUAUAUCUACGAUCUUUCCCUUCAUUAAAAUGUAAAUUCAAAUUAUUUAAUACUUUUUUAAGGCGCAUACUGUAAAAAUUCGAGUUUAACUAGAAGUGUUGCAAAUAUAAAUGUAU